GAUUUCCUAGUGACGUCAUCGCGCCCAGGCGGAAGAGGCGGGAGCAGCGAGCUUCCCCCCGGAGGCUCACGGGUAGAGGUUUAAUCCCCGCCCCUGCGGCCGCCUCUUCCUUUCUCGGCCUGGCCACAGCCGAGGUUGGACUUGCUGCGCUUGCUGCUGCUCCCGCUGUACCUGCAGCGCCAGCCCCCGACCACUGGGACCGCACCCGACUAGAGCUCAGAACGCCAGCAUGCGCUACGUGGCAGCCUACCUCCUGGCCGUUCUCGGCGGCAACGACUCCCCCAACUCCAAGGACCUGAAAAAGAUCCUGGACAGCGUGGGCAUCGAGACGGACGAGGAGCGAUUGAAAAAGGUCAUCAGCGAGCUGAGUGGCAAGAACAUAGAGGACGUGAUCGCGCAGGGGAGCAGUAAGCUGGCCUCCAUGCCCUCCGGUGGUGCUGUUGCUGUUGCUGCCAGUGCUGGUUCUGCUGCCCCAGCUGCUGGUGGCCCUGCUCCUGCUGCUGCUGAGGAGAAGAAAGAAGAAAAGAAAGAGGAAUCAGAAGAGUCUGAUGAUGAUAUGGGCUUUGGUCUUUUUGAUUGAGCAUCCACCCUGAUCCUUGAGCAAAUAAACCUUUUAUUUAAGAA
This is a messenger RNA of Trichosurus vulpecula (common brushtail), 624 nucleotides long. It is a transcript of the gene RPLP2, whose product is annotated as ribosomal protein lateral stalk subunit P2. NCBI's taxonomy places the organism in Eukaryota, Metazoa, Chordata, Mammalia, Diprotodontia, Phalangeridae. Gene Ontology annotation, biological process: cytoplasmic translational elongation. The record is from RefSeq and is a predicted model, not a curated record. The transcript is spliced from 5 exons. Gene Ontology annotation, cellular component: cytosolic large ribosomal subunit; ribosome. The coding region runs from base 230 to 580 and encodes 116 amino acids. Gene Ontology annotation, molecular function: structural constituent of ribosome.